Molecule: messenger RNA, 609 nt
Organism: Trypanosoma rangeli
Lineage: Eukaryota; Euglenozoa; Kinetoplastea; Trypanosomatida; Trypanosomatidae
Exons: 1
Coding region: 1-609 (202 amino acids)
Source: RefSeq, a predicted model, not a curated record
AUGCUUGACUACUUUGUUGCCAUUGGUGUAGCUCUGGCGGGGCUGUUGGUGGUGUACUAUAUGUUUCAGAGCAUCACCAGGUUGGAGGUUGUGGCAGUGGCGGCCCCUCAGCAGCCCAGGUCACGUGCGCAUAAGGCGCCGAAGCCGCCUCGCCGCAACGACGCGGCACUUGACCGUGAUAUGGAGGCGCUUAUUGCCCGAGAGGUCGCACGCAGCACCACCUCCAUGCGCGCCGACAUACGCGACGUCAGGCCGGUGUCGCUCGAGAAGGUGCAGCGUAAAGCUGCGGCUAACAAAAACAAGCAGGUCGUGCCUACUGCCGCGCCCAUGAACACCGAGAAGCAGAAGCUUAUCGAUAAGGAGAUGGGGUUUCAGCGUGUAGAGGAACAGCCGAAGUCGCGCAGGAACCCGUCGCCACCGCAGCAGCGACAUCCGCAGGUGAACGUGGAUGAGGAGCUAAGUCGCAAACUUGGCCAGUUUUUCAGCAACAGCCGAAAGGAGAAGAAGGGACUCAAGCUGAACCUUAAGGAGGAGCAGGGGGCAACCUCUACCAGCAAUGGCGCCCACGUUGUUGUGAGGAAGGACAUUAGUAACGCCAGAACCUGGUAA